AUGACAUCCGUAAUGGUUGUCCCAUUAGAUUUCAAAAGCAAGGACAAAGUUAAAAAUGUUUCCAUUAACCUGAUUCUAAAUACUUCACGAACUCAAAGGAAGUCAGAAGAUGCUACCUCAAUGACAUCUGCUGGUCAAAAGUCGCCAAUCACUCCUCCUCCAAAAUUACCUCCAAUCGACAAGUCUAUGUUUCCCAGAACCCUACAGCCUAUUUCUAAAACAAAUGCUUCUCAUGUUUCUCUUCCAACUCAAACCGCCACUGUUCCAAUUAGAAAGUCAAAAGCUGAUUUUACAUCUAAAGAAGAGCUUUUAGGAAUUAAUGAGCCUAUGGAAAGGGCCUCUGAAGAGAUUAGUUGGAAUCCAAAUGAUCCUUCAGGAUCGCCCGAUCGCAUUAACAGACAAGCUCAAACAGUAUUUAUGGAACCCUCUGGUAAUUAUUGGUAUGGUAUUCAACCCCAAUCAGUCUACUUUGACCAGAAUAAGCAACCAGUGUUUGUGCAAAAUCCCCAUUCGGAGCCGCAUCCGAUCCAGAUGCUGCCAGGGCAGCCAGUUACAGUUCAACAAAAACCCCAGGCGCAUCAGAGCCAGAUUCCUCUAAUAUCUCAAGCGCAUUAUCUUCCCAUUGGACAAGUUAGUGGAUUUCCUACAAUAUCGGUUUCCCCAGGAGAACAUAAUAAUAGUUUAAACUCUACUUACCCCCAUCAGGCACCAGCUCGUUCAUCUAUUUCUCAACAAGGAUACGUGCUUUCUCCACCUCACUUCCUUCUUCCAGGUACUGUUGUUAAACCAGAAACACAAUCCGAUAGCACGACGGAUACUCAGAAAAAAUAG
Molecule: messenger RNA, 831 nt
Organism: Lizanozyma spartinae
Lineage: Eukaryota; Fungi; Ascomycota; Pichiomycetes; Serinales; Debaryomycetaceae
Exons: 4
Coding region: 1-831 (276 amino acids)
Source: RefSeq, a predicted model, not a curated record